UCACGUCGAGGCUCUUGAACCAAAAUGUUUAUAUUGGCGACCAUUUUUCUGACUCUGGGCGUCUUUGUGGCGCUCCUUAGUCUCUUCAUAUUGAUAUUGGGACGCAAGUCGCCGUUGAUUUUUGGCAAAUACCCGUGCAAGGGACUCUUCUAUCAACUCAAAUAUUGGAUUGCUUUGGCAGUGCUGCGGCGAUUACGCUACCGGAUCUAUCAGCGGAACGAGGAGCUGCUUAGCUCGGCACCUCACUUGGCAACACUAGAUCGUCCGCAAGCGUUAAGCAGCGAUCCGAAGAGCUACGAUGUGGUUAGCUUUCUGGCUGCCAACCGUGAGGGUCAGAAGCUGUUGGUGACGCUGGAGAGGCGCCGACGAGGGGUUCUGAAGGCGGCGCUGUACUUGUGGCUACCCGGAGAGGGACUGCUCUGCUCAUCCCGCCUACCAGACAUGGCCCACUUCACCACAGAUGGCAACACGGAGAGCAGCGAGUUCCGCGGCAGUGGCUUCUACAUAUAUCCCGAGCAAUCGAUGCGCGUCUGGCGGCUGCAGUACGAGGGGGAAUUGCGCCGGGUGCAGACAAAGGAGCUACUAUCGGUGAAGCUGGACUUGCAGUUCAGCUCGUCUGCCGCCCACUUUAACUACAACCGCGAUCUCAGCUCGGCGCUCAUUGCGGACUCUAUAGCGCGCGAGGCCUGGAACGAUCGCUUCUACAACAUGCUGAAGAACGUCGGCCACAUUGUGGAGAAACGCACCCACUAUGAGCAGAAUGGAACUCUGGCGGGAUCGGUGCGUUUAGGUGAGAGAGAGCUAAAGCUCGAGCUGCGCGGAUUGAGGGAUCACAGCUUUGGCACCGAGCGUUGUCUCUCGUCCAUAAAUCGCUAUGUUUACUUCGCCCUGUUUCUGGAUGACGGCAGCAGCAUGGUCUUGGGAAAUCUCAGCCAGCCCUCGUUCUUUCUGUCCUCCUUGAAGGUGGGCUAUGUGUGCUCCCCCCAGGGCCUCUACCAGCCCAUCACCCGCUGUAACUUCGAGCUCUACUCAUAUGGGGAGAAGGGCACUCCACCUCGACACCAGAAUUUCAUUGUACACACGUCCGAGAGGGCGUACUUCGUCCAGAUCAGGGUGGAGGAUAGUGCUUUGCGUUAUGUAGGCGGCGACUGGGAGUCGAAGGUAUACAAUCAGUUUGUCGCCUGCACCGUGAAUGGUGUGAGCGGUCAGGGAUUGGCGGAGUACCUGUACAGACACAAAGGAGGCAGACCCGAGGCUGUUAGCGCACAAGAUCCCGAAUGGUAUCAGCGGAUCAAGCGCUUCGAACGUAGUCUUAGUAAUAUGGAGCAUACGCCAGAAGAUGACGAGGAGUUUGUGUUUUAGAAAUGUCUAUAUUCCCACCGAUUUGGGUAGCUGUACGAAUGUGAUAGAAGAUUUUACUAUGGCUAAGAAAAUUGCAUAAAACAGGUUAAAUAUUUAUUUAACUAAAUAAUUGGAACAAAAUUAUUAGAAUUCCAAAAAUAAAUUAUUAUAAUCUAAUCUUUUUUUUACGAAAAUAAAUAAA
Scaptodrosophila lebanonensis is the source of this 1543-nucleotide messenger RNA. RefSeq lists its product as uncharacterized. Bases 25 to 1362 code for a protein of 445 amino acids. The record is from RefSeq and is a predicted model, not a curated record. NCBI's taxonomy places the organism in Eukaryota, Metazoa, Arthropoda, Insecta, Diptera, Drosophilidae. The transcript has a single exon.